This is a messenger RNA of Rhipicephalus sanguineus (brown dog tick), 1875 nucleotides long. RefSeq lists its product as uncharacterized. The transcript has 10 exons. The record is from RefSeq and is a predicted model, not a curated record. Gene Ontology annotation, molecular function: CoA-ligase activity. The coding region runs from base 205 to 1815 and encodes 536 amino acids. Lineage: Eukaryota; Metazoa; Arthropoda; Arachnida; Ixodida; Ixodidae.
AGAGCGAAUGGUGACUAAACCAGGAGUUUAUGGCUGUGUUUCCGCUCCGUAACAAACCCUCAAGCUAUAAAUGUGAGAAUUUGUAACUGAUGUUCACUGGUUUCUCUGGAGCUAUUGUUCUAUCUAUAACCUGCCCUUCACACACAAAUUCAUCAUUAUUGGAGCACUGGUUCCAAGGCACCUGGUGAAGAAAAUUUGUGCACCAUGAAGGCAACGAUUGAGGAUGGCAUUGUAUACUCUCCGCAUCCGAAAGUCGAGAUACCGACGUGCUCCGUCUACACAGCAAUGAAGGAAUUCCUAACGGCUUCACCUGAACGCGUAGCACUGGUGGACGAGAAGAUGCGCCUCACGCGUGGGGAGUUCUUUUCGCAAUUGCGGAGAUUCGCGGCGGGCUUCCAGGCGCAUGGUAUCGGACUUGGUGAUCGAGUCUGCGUCCAUCUUGACAACAGCGUCGAGAACAUGGUUGCCCUAUUCAGCAUCACCUUCACGGGAGCAUCGGUGCUCCUUUCGAAUCCGGUACUCAACGAAAAUGAGCUUGUCUUUCAAGUGGACCAUUCGGACUCAACUUACAUUUUGACCACUCCAAAGUAUGCAACUAAGGUCACUGCUGUGAAGGAGAAAACUAGAGUUAAGGGUCUGUUCGUAGUUGGUGACUCCAUUCCUGGCUUUGUGUCCGUGUCCGGUUUCGCUGAACUGAACGACGACGACUUCAAAGAGGUGCACAUUGACGACCCCAAGGGGACAACGCUCGCUCUCUUUUACUCAUCCGGGACGACAGGUCACGCCAAAGGAAUGGAGAUAUCUCAUUACAGUUUGGUGGCAAACUUGCACACGACCAAAGUCCUCGUGAGCUACCAGCCUGGAGAUGUCCUUCUAGGCUGGUAUCCCAUAACGUAUGCGUCUGGAUUCACAUUCAUCCCAGUAGCUGCCUGCGCCGGAGCCACAUGCGUCAUAGUACAACCCGGAUUGACAUUUGAGCAGUUCGUAUAUUACGUCAACAAGUACAAGGUGACUAUAUUAGCAUCAGCACCGGCACGGCUGUACGUUUAUUUAGCGGACAUCAUGCGAAGUGGAACGAAGCUGUCCUCCAUAAGGACGAUCAACGUAGGUGGCACUGUUUUAACCGAAACGUUUGCCAGAAAGCUACUGGCUGCUUUUGACGGUGUCCGCUCCCUGCGGAAUCAUUACGGCAUGUCGGAAUCCUGCGGGGUCCUGUGCACUCCUCCAAAGGAUGAAAUCUCCUCCGGAAACGUUGGCUUUCCGGCACCGAUGGUUGAGCUCAAGUUCAUCGACUUGGAUACAGGCGAGAAGGUGGGACCGAAGAAAAAUGGCGAGCUUUAUUUUCGCAUCCCGAGCGUCAUGAAGGGCUACUACAAAAAUCCAGAGCUCGUUAAGGAGUUCAUGGAUGAGGAUGGAUGGUGCAAAUCAGGUGACAUUAUGUACUACGAUGAAGACGGUCGCGUCUACUUCGUGGACAGGGUGAAGGAUAUUAUUAGGUGCUUUGACAAGCAAGUGUCGUCCAUGGAACUCGAAGGCCUGCUGCAGAGCCACCCCAGUGUGGCCGAUGCGGCCGUGGUGGGAGUCCCGAAGACUAAGUACGGUGACGCCCCGGCCGCGUUCGUCGUUCUGCGAGAUCCGUCAUCGGAGUCACCCGAGCUAGCAGCCGAACUCAAAGAGCACGUCGCGAGCAAAACUGAAACGUUCAAGCAUCUGUACGGAGGCGUUGUGUUUUCGGGCCGUUUGCCAAGGAACACAAACGGCAAAGUCAUCAAGCGUCAACUGUGGCAUAUGUAUGAGAAGUCGACGGUAUACUAACGACCCAGUUCAUAUAAUCAGCCGUUAUAUCAGAAAAAAUAAAACAAGUUCCAACACGCA